CGAUUCCAGGCGGCAUUCUUCAUAUUUCAUCAUAAAUUAGGUUUUAAUUUAUUAAUUAGUUAGAAAGAACCCUGGUAAGAGCCAUGGAUGCCAAGAAGAUAUCUUUUGGCUUCAGUAAGGUGGCCAAAAAACCGAAUAUUCUGCCCAGCAAGCAGGCAAAAGAGGAAACCAAAGUAGAGCUGAUCAAAUGUUUGGAGGGAAAGGAAAUCAUGCUGGUGGCAGAAAAAGUGGAAGAUGCCCCUCUGGUCAUCGAAAUGCAGGGCAGCCAGAAGACUUCCUCCGCUCUGGCCAGCCUGAUGAAGCGGCGGGCAGUUCUGCUAGGCGAGGAGGAGCCAGAUCCGGAGGAGGUGACUCCAGCAGCACAGUCCAUUGCAGAGGUCACUGCAUGUGGUCCAAAGGAAAGUCUGGAACAGCGUGCUGCUCGGGAAUUGCUGGCUGCAAGUGAAAAUAAUGGUACCGAAGGGCUAGAUGGUCAAAAACUCGUCCUGCCUGCUGUCAAAGCAGACGAGCUGCCUCUCGAUGGAGCCAAGGAGGCUACCCUUGAUGACUACGACAACAUACCAAUCCAGCAAUUUGGCCUGGCUAUGCUGCGCGGCAUGGGUUGGAAGGAUCCGCCACCCAAAAAGAAGGGUUCGGGGCCCAUUGACGAUGCUCCCUUUCUACGACCCAAGGGCAUGGGUCUGGGAGCUGAUAAGGCACUCAAACCUAAGGCACUGCUGGUGCAGCCAGAAAAGAACGAGGUGCUGGAGAUUAAGAAGCAGGCGUACGUUCGUAUCCUGGGUGGCAAGCAGAAGGAUCAGUACGGGCAAAUCGAGGGAUUUGACGAUCAUGCUGGGCGAGUUAUUGUCAAAAUGGCCAUUGGGGGUUCCAAGGAGGCGUUCAACGAGUUUCUCUGUCAGCCUGUAUCCCGAAAGGAGUACGCUCAGUACGGAAAGUGCAUAAACUCCGCGAAGUAUGAAGAGUUUAAAAAACAGGAAAACGAGCACGGUCAAAUUAUUGUAAAGCAGGAUAAGUCAACCGACAGAAGAGACAGAGACCGCAGGGACGAUGAUCGAGAACGCAAGAGUUAUAUAGCGGAGGAACCGAGAUCGGGCAAAGACGAAAAUCGAAGGCGGCACAAAGAUGAAGAUAAAAAGCAAUACAAAGUUGAAGAUAAAAAAUCGUACAAGGAUGAAGAUAAAAGAUCUUACAAGGAUGAAGACAAUAGAUCUUAUAAGAAUGAACAUAAAAGAUCUUACAAGGAUGAAGACAAUAGAUCUUAUAAGCAUGAAGACAAAAAAUCCUACAGAGAUGAAAAUCACAUAUCAUACAUAGACGAGAACCGAAAAGCACAUAAAACAGAGCACCGCAGCGAAAGGACUUUCAAAGAAGAGUCGCAUUCCCUCAAGGAAGAGGACCGUGAUAGAAGAAGGUAUGUACAGGAUUCUCGCAGUAAUAGCUCCUCCACAUCUAAACGCGAGGAGCGUGAUCGGAGGCGUUCGCCAAGUCCGAGGAGCAACAGCUCUUCCUUAUCCAAGCGCGAGGAGCGUGACCGGCGCCGAUCGCCGAGUCCCAGGAGCAGCAGGAGGGCAAAGAGCAGUUCAGACGAGGCGGACGAUACGGGAGAGUCCACCGAGAGUGACUCGGACUCAGCAUAUGAGCGCAGAAAGCACAAGAAAAAAUCAUCCAGCCGAAAGUCCAGAAAACACUCGAAAAGGUCCAAAGGUAAAUCGAAGCGGGCGGACAACGACUCUAGCAUGGAGAGCGAUGACAGCCUGGAUGAGCAGCAUCGACGGCACCCCAGCAAGCACAAAAAGAAGACCAAGAAGAGCAAGCACGCCAGAUCCCGCACGCGAUCCAGAUCAAGGGGAAGGGGCAGAUAGAUAGGGUCGCAAU
Drosophila rhopaloa is the source of this 1875-nucleotide messenger RNA. RefSeq names its product splicing regulatory glutamine/lysine-rich protein 1. Lineage: Eukaryota; Metazoa; Arthropoda; Insecta; Diptera; Drosophilidae. Gene Ontology annotation, biological process: mRNA splicing, via spliceosome. The record is from RefSeq and is a predicted model, not a curated record. Bases 84 to 1862 code for a protein of 592 amino acids. The transcript is spliced from 3 exons. Gene Ontology annotation, cellular component: spliceosomal complex.